This is a messenger RNA of Phyllostomus discolor (pale spear-nosed bat), 4475 nucleotides long. RefSeq names its product prospero homeobox 1 (gene PROX1). The transcript is spliced from 5 exons. Gene Ontology annotation, molecular function: RNA polymerase II cis-regulatory region sequence-specific DNA binding; DNA-binding transcription factor activity, RNA polymerase II-specific. The record is from RefSeq and is a predicted model, not a curated record. Lineage: Eukaryota; Metazoa; Chordata; Mammalia; Chiroptera; Phyllostomidae. Gene Ontology annotation, cellular component: nucleus. Gene Ontology annotation, biological process: regulation of transcription by RNA polymerase II. The coding region runs from base 1666 to 3882 and encodes 738 amino acids.
GUUUGAUGCAAGAUGCGGGCAGUCAGUUCUAUGAGGAGUUUCUUGAAAGAACUUCUGGGUAUUUUUGACAUGAAAUGGGCUGUGUGUGGUGAGGAAGCAAGAGGGGAAUACUCAGGUUAGGCUGUCCAAACAGCGUAACUUGCCUAUGUUUAUGUAAUGGUAAAUUAGAUGAUGGUAAGGACUGCGGCUUAAUGUAUGAGGGAAGAUGUUGGAAAUUCAAUGUAAGCGCCGUGUCUGGAUUCUUAUCACUUGAUCUUGUAAAUUUCUCAUUACACAGGCUACUUCUUGAGCUGCCUGGAAUUAGGUUGGAUGGCGAAUUGUUAUUGUUUGGUUUUGUUGCUUGGGUGACGGUCAUUGUUUUCAUGAAAAUAAGAAAAUAUGUGUUAUUUAUUCUUUAGUCGUAAACAGUAAACUUUUCCUCCAACACUUUCCUUGGAUGCUUUUGAAGUUCUUUGGUAAUGAAAAUGUCAACGAUGGAUGUGUUCUUUUGCUUAUUUUUAAUAAGGGUUACCUGUGCUGACACUUACUGAUAUUUUUAUGUUUCCAUUAUGCAGAAUUGUAUUUAGUGUAAUCACCACCUUGUGGGAAAAAAAGGCACGCAUACGUAGCAUGCAUCUUUGUUCCCACUUUAUCCAUUUCCUAGCGUUGGCCCUCCACAAGUGGCACUUGCAGUUUUAAAACAUCAUCUGGCUGCCAGGCUUGCUGUUUACUUGUUCAAAAUGCAAAUAGGCCCUUUCCCCCUUCAUUUCUUAUAUCAUGUCAGGAAUCGUCUUGCAUGUGCAAUUGCUAAUAUAAGAAAUGCUUUAGGUUCAGGAUUCACAAAAGAAAUGAUAAAAUGUUCCUGAUUUCACGACAUGAAGAUGGAUUGUGCAUGAUAUGUUAUUACAGGAUUCUAAUUAAGUACCUGUAUGCACGGGAAAGGAUAUGUGCAUUAGGAAUUUCCCAAACCCUGUUUGUUGCCUUGUGUCUUCUGAAGCUUCAGAGGACAUUUAGAGUAUUUCAGAUUUUGAGAAACAGAAAAAAAAAUGUGUUUUUUCUUGAGAUUAUUUCUCACUCUGAUUUGCUAAUUUGGCGAAUUCUGACUUUUUAAAUAAGUAGAAAUGAGUCAUUAGGCACGCGUCAGAAAAUGUGCUGUGCUUAUUUGGCUGGUGAAAAAUGUAUGGCCUUUUUGAUAGGAUGGAGAGCUUUUUAAUGAAACGGUGAUGAUCUGAGAACUCGAUUAUGAUAGUCAAUUUUAACAUCUCAUAGAAGAUUUUGACGAUACAGUCUUAGUUAAUUUAAAUAUGCACCCAACGACAAGUGAAUUAUUCACAAUAAACAUCAAAGGUUUUCUCAACCUGAUAGUAGGCAGAAACACCUCCAAAGGAAAAGUUGCUACUUGGCAAAAAUGGACUCUUGAACACAGUGAAGGGGACAGCUCAGGGAUUUGAGUGGGGGGGGGUGGGGGGAGUUACCUAAAUCAAAUCAUCGGAUUUUUCCCUUAAAUUACUGAUUUCCGGAUUGAUUUAUUAAUGAUAUUCCAUUGGAAAUUCCAUCACCAGCUCGAUCUGAGCAGAUGAGAAGCCUGUUCGAAGGUGGUUCUCUAAAAGAAGUAAAGGGGUCCCGGGAUUCUUGAGCUGUGCCCAGCUGACGAGCUUUUGAAGAUGGCACAAUAACUGUCCAGUGAUGCCUGACCAUGACAGCACAGCCCUCUUAAGCCGGCAAACCAAGAGGAGAAGAGUUGACAUUGGAGUGAAAAGGACGGUAGGGACAGCAUCUGCAUUUUUUGCUAAGGCAAGAGCAACGCUGUUUAGUACCAUGAAUCCCCAAGGCUCCGAGCAGGAUGUUGAGUAUUCAGUGGUGCAGCAUGCAGAUGGGGAAAAGUCAAAUGUGCUCCGCAAGCUGCUGAAGAGGGCGAACUCGUAUGAAGAUGCCAUGAUGCCUUUUCCAGGAGCAACCAUCAUUUCCCAGCUGUUGAAAAAUAACAUGAACAAAAACGGUGGCACGGAGCCCAGUUUCCAAGCCAGCGGUCUCUCUAGUACGGGCUCCGAAGUACAUCAGGAGGAUAUAUGCAGCAACUCUUCAAGAGACAGCCCCCCAGAGUGUCUUUCCCCUUUUGGCAGGCCUACUAUGAGCCAGUUUGAUAUGGAUCGCUUAUGUGACGAGCACCUGAGAGCAAAGCGCGCCCGGGUUGAGAAUAUAAUUCGGGGUAUGAGCCAUUCCCCCAGUGUGGCGUUAAGGGGCAAUGAAAAUGAAAGAGAGAUGGCCCCGCAGUCUGUGAGUCCCCGAGAAAGUUACAGAGAAAACAAACGCAAGCAAAAGCUGCCCCAGCAGCAGCAACAGAGUUUCCAGCAGCUGGUUUCAGCCCGAAAAGAACAGAAGCGAGAGGAGCGCCGACAGCUGAAACAGCAGCUGGAGGACAUGCAGAAACAGCUGCGCCAGCUGCAGGAAAAGUUCUACCAAAUCUAUGACAGCACUGAUUCUGAAAAUGAUGAAGAUGGUAACCUGUCUGAAGACAGCAUGCGCUCGGAGAUUCUGGAUGCCAGGGCCCAGGACUCUGUAGGGAGGUCAGACACUGAGAUGUGCGAGCUAGACCCCGGGCAGUUCAUUGACCGAGCCCGAGCCCUGAUCAGGGAGCAAGAGAUGGCUGAAAACAAGCCCAAGCGAGAAGGCAGCAACAAAGAGAGAGACCACGGGCCAAACUCCUUACAACCAGAAGGCAAACAUUUGGCCGAGACCUUGAAACAGGAACUGAACUCUGCCAUGUCGCAGGUCGUGGACACUGUGGUCAAAGUCUUUUCGGCCAAACCCUCCCGCCAGGUUCCUCAGGUCUUCCCCCCUCUCCAAAUCCCCCAGGCCAGAUUCGCAGUCAAUGGGGAAAACCACAAUUUCCACACCGCCAACCAGCGCCUGCAGUGUUUUGGCGACGUCAUCAUUCCGAACCCCCUGGACACCUUCGGCAACGUGCAGAUGCCCAGUUCCACAGACCAGACAGAAGCACUGCCCCUGGUUGUCCGCAAAAACUCAUCUGACCAGUCUGCCGCCGGCGCCCCCCCUGGCGGCCACCACCAGCCCCUGCACCAGUCGCCUCUCUCUGCCACCGCAGGCUUCACCACGUCCACCUUCCGCCACCCCUUCCCCCUUCCCUUGAUGGCCUACCCGUUUCAGAGUCCAUUAGGUGCUCCCUCUGGCUCCUUCUCGGGGAAAGACAGAGCGUCUCCCGAAUCCUUAGACUUAACCAGGGAGACGACGAGUCUGAGGACCAAGAUGUCAUCCCACCACCUGAGCCACCACCCCUGUUCACCAGCACACCCGCCAAGCACCGCGGAAGGGCUCUCCUUGUCACUCAUCAAGUCCGAGUGCGGCGAUCUUCAAGACAUGUCCGAAAUCUCACCUUACUCGGGAAGUGCAAUGCAGGAAGGAUUGUCACCCAAUCACUUGAAAAAAGCAAAGCUCAUGUUCUUUUAUACUCGUUAUCCCAGCUCCAAUAUGCUGAAGACCUACUUCUCCGAUGUAAAGUUCAACAGAUGCAUUACCUCUCAGCUCAUCAAGUGGUUUAGCAAUUUCCGCGAGUUUUACUACAUUCAGAUGGAGAAGUACGCGCGCCAGGCCAUCAACGACGGCGUCACCAGCACCGAGGAGCUGUCCAUAACCAGAGACUGCGAGCUGUACCGGGCUCUGAACAUGCACUACAACAAAGCGAACGACUUUGAGCAGGUUCCAGAGAGAUUCCUGGAAGUGGCACAGAUCACGUUACGGGAGUUUUUCAAUGCCAUUAUCGCAGGCAAAGAUGUUGAUCCUUCCUGGAAGAAGGCCAUAUACAAGGUCAUCUGCAAGCUGGAUAGUGAAGUCCCUGAGAUUUUCAAAUCCCCGAACUGCCUACAAGAGCUGCUUCAUGAGUAGAAAUUCCAACAACUCUUUUUCGAAUGUAUGAAUAGUAGCAAUCCCCUUUGGAUGUCCAAGUUGUACGUGUCUAGAUUUUGAUUUCAUAUGUCUGUGUAUGGGAGGCAUGGAGACGUUCCGAAAUGAGCUGGUAAUUCCUCUUCAUCAUCUUUCUCUCACUUUCUUUGGUUUUCCAUCGCGAGGGGAUGGUUCUUUUCCUUCUGCCUUUAGUUACUUUUGCCCGAGGCCCUUAACACGUGGAGACUUAACAUAGGGUUAGUUUUCAGGGAAGAGAGGAAUGCUGACACGUGGGAAGUCCGUAUUCAUAAGGGAAGGCGUCUGUCCGGUAAAGACGCUUCUGCCGGACUGCCGGACCGAUGCUUUGCCGCGCAGGCCGGUCGGCAGAGGGGGGCCCGCCACACGGCACAGCUCUGCGGGCGGGCGCCAGGUCCCUCGUUUUUUCCCGCCGUGAAGGUCAGAAAAGUCAAUGAAACCACUUCAAAAACUUAAAUAUAUUGUUUGGGUUGAACUCAGUAAAUAGCUUUUUUAUUACAUGCUUAAAAAUAAUGCCAGUGGCAGAUGAACAGCUCAUAUUUCAAAAGUGUCACAAAAGG